AUGGGCUCAAAAGAUCAGAAUGCUCCGCUUCAGACCUUCAUCCACAGCGCGAGUGAUGAAGGGUUGUCGAGCAUCACUACAUUGAUCGUCGGCAGUAAAAACGCGGUUCUGAUCGAUCCUCCCCAUUUGAUUGCGGAUGGAAAGUCUGUUGUCAAAUGGAUCAAAGAAACCACUACGCUGCCGCUCAAGGCCAUCUUCGUCACUCACCACCACCCAGACCACUUCUACUCCGCCGACAUCAUCCUAGACGCUUUUCCCGCUGCAAAACUUUAUGCUGCACCGUACGUUCGCGCAGGUAUUGACCGAGAAUAUGACGACAAGGUCGUAUACUGGAACGAGAUGCUGCCCGGCAAAAUGGUCGAGAGGCCCCGCAAACCAGAACCCUAUCCUUUUUCAUUCUUCGUCAUCGACGGCAAUCCCGAGUCUCCCAUCAUGCUAUUGGGGCCAGUGCAAGGAGACACCGUGGAUCAUACGCUCUUUUGGCUCCCUCGCGAAAAAACAAUCAUCUGCGGCGAUGCCGUAUAUGCCAGGAGUACUCACGUAUGGUGCGACGAGGUUGAAACGGCCCAUCUCCUGGUCGCGUGGCAGAAAACGCUCGACCUGAUCGAGUCCCUCUCCCCGACGAAAGUCAUCCCGGGCCAUCUCUCACGCGGUGCGGGCUGGGAACUGGACGCCAAGGCCGACCUGGCGCACACGCGCAAGUACCUGGACCUGUUCGCGGAGAAGAUCACGUACGCGGCGAAGAAGCCGACGGUGGACGACCUGACCAAGACGUUUAGCGAAAGCUUCCCGCAGGCCAAGGUGGCGGCGGACUUCUUUAUCAGUCAUCUUGCCAAUGACUUUGGCGAGGGAGGGAAGGUGUGGGAGGAGAACAAACACCACAAUGUUGGUGCGCGGACGGAAGAGGGGUUGUUGGGGUACAUUGUUAAAUAA
Messenger RNA from Amorphotheca resinae ATCC 22711, 933 nucleotides. RefSeq lists its product as hypothetical. Gene Ontology annotation, biological process: secondary metabolite biosynthetic process. The record is from RefSeq and is a predicted model, not a curated record. NCBI's taxonomy places the organism in Eukaryota, Fungi, Ascomycota, Leotiomycetes, Helotiales, Amorphothecaceae. The coding region runs from base 1 to 933 and encodes 310 amino acids. The transcript is spliced from 2 exons.